Molecule: messenger RNA, 420 nt
Organism: Phytophthora sojae
Lineage: Eukaryota; Oomycota; Peronosporomycetes; Peronosporales; Peronosporaceae
Exons: 1
Source: RefSeq, a predicted model, not a curated record
CCGGCUUUCCUUUUGCAGGUCUUCACGCCUGGCCAGAUGGCGAUCUUCAUGGAAAUGCUGCAAGGGCAGGAGUACGCUCUAUAUGGGCAUCUCAUGCCAGGUCAUUUUGUUCGCGAUGGGCUGAGCCAAAGCACGCUUUUCCAACUAAUCGAUGCAGGAUCCGCUGCUGUUGCUGAACAACAACAACACGUACAACUGCUGAAAGCAGACUUAGCCCGACUGGAACUGAAUCAAGAAACCAGAGUGGUGAGCUUUUACUUCCGUAGUCGACGAAUGAUUUGCCCAUUUGAUGGAAAAGGACUUGAGUUGGUGGACUACAACGAACUCCGGUAUCAACGCCCGAACGCUGUCCUCCGACUCGACCACUUCCGGUUUUCACUAUUGCUGCUUCGUGGUAAUCUCGCCACUCGAAAUGUAUGA